Messenger RNA from Sodiomyces alkalinus F11, 4288 nucleotides. RefSeq lists its product as hypothetical. NCBI's taxonomy places the organism in Eukaryota, Fungi, Ascomycota, Sordariomycetes, Glomerellales, Plectosphaerellaceae. Gene Ontology annotation, cellular component: cytoplasm; transcription export complex 2; nucleus. The record is from RefSeq and is a predicted model, not a curated record. Gene Ontology annotation, biological process: mRNA export from nucleus. The transcript has 3 exons. The coding region runs from base 185 to 4288 and encodes 1367 amino acids.
GUCCCUUUGUUCUUUUACCUAACCUGCACUCCCAAAACAGACCGCGACAUCGUCUUCCGACAUUACCACUUCUCCCCGAAGGUCCUGGGAGACCCGUUGCAGAGCCUUUCCCGUUCGGCCUCGAUGGCGUUGGCGAUCGCGGCUCUGGGUUUGGCGCAACAAAAGAAAUCCAGACAAGUACGAAAUGAGUGAGCGUUCGACGAAACGGAGAGGCGCGAGUCCGUUCGAUGGCGCAAGCUCCGACGACGGUCGCCGACGCAAGAACAACGGGGUCAGCGAUGGCAGGAAGAAGAAGAACGCCACCGGACAGGCUCCUGCUGUGAACGGCCGCGAUUCCAAGUCGGCCAAGCCUAAUCCAUUCGUCACGGCGACGGCGACGGCGACGGCGACGGCGACGGCGACGGGGACCGGGAACAAGAGCAGUAGCUUUGGCACUACCACCACCAAGUCACAGGAAGGGUUCGGCACCUUUGGCGGCUUUGGCUCUGCUCAACCCGACGGUCGGCAGUCGAGCGUCGAACUAACUGAGAAUGAUGACUACGAAGCCUUUGGAAACGGAGUGGGCGACGACACCACCGCCAUGACCGCGAAUUCGAUCUACGCGAAGCGCAUCUACGACAAACUCCAGAAGGACAAGAUCUUCCGGCCGAAAUGGCCGUCCGAACCGGGAAAUCCGGCCCAACAUCACAAGACGGCGCUGGCAAGAUUUAGAGACCAGUUCAAGGAGUACCGAGAUCGGGCUCGCGCUUCCCUCAUGGGCGGCGGACUCAUCGACGACCCCGACAAGCCCAAGAGGUUGGAAGACGCCAUCGACUUCAAGGGUAUCUGCGAAGACAUGUGUCCCGAAUUCGAAAGAAUCACGCGUAUUUUCGAACACGAUGUUCAGCAGGCCGAGAGGGACCCGAAUACCAAUUUCCCUGUCACCGGCAAGAUGGUGAAGAAGCUGGCACGGUCUGCUGCAGGCCAGGAAGCCCCUCUUCCCAUGGAUGUCAGGACCACGGCGGCUCUACGCCGCACCCUGGACUAUCUGGUUAACGUCUUGCUCAAAAAGGAGGAGGACUUGCUGUUGUUGCACGGCUACUUGUGGGACCGAACUCGUGCCAUUCGACGCGACUUUGUCUUCCACUCCACCAUGACCACCGAUGAGAUGAAGGACCAGGUCUACUGCUUGGAGACUAUCGCUCGCUUCCACGUCACCUCUCUUCAUAUCUUGUCGAAGCCGGGCAUCGCGCCAGAAGACUUCUCGCAACAACAAGAACUGGAGCAACUCGGAAAGACCCUCCUCUCCCUCAUGUUCGCCUACGAUGAUAGCAGAUCGCAAGGGCUUGUCUGCCCGAACGAGCCCGAGUUCAGGGCUUAUCACCUCCUCUUCAGCGCGAACCAACCGAAUAUUCUCGACACCGUCCAACAGGAUCCGGCUAAUGCUCGCUGCUGGAAGGAGUCGGAUGAGUUCCGCACCGCCGUUUCGCUGGCCGAGGCUCUCCAUAGCACUGCCGACCUACACGGGCCUCUGGGGGCUGCCCCGAAUGUCGCAAUAUCGGGCAACAUCAACUCGUACUUUAGGAUCGUGGAAGACCGCAGUGUGUCCUACACGAUGGCGUGUUUUGCAGAAAUCCACUUCGGCCAGCUCCGUCGCUCGAUCCUCCGGACCUUGAGGAGAGCCUACUGGAGACCGAAAGUGCUUGCCAAAGAUAUCACGCCUGCUCUGCUCAACUCCUUUCUGAGAUUCGAUACUGACCAAGAGGCGGUCGACUUUGCUGAACAACACGGCCUGAGCUUCGUACCUCAUGAAGAUGCGCCCCUCGACCGGUCACGACAAUACCUAAAAGUCACGGAUCAGCUCAGCCUCCCUAGACUACGCCAUGCUUUCUCACACAACAUUGUCGAGGAGAAGCGCGGCUCGUACUCACUACCCGAUGUUAUUCGCAACACAUUCUACGAGACAGGUGUUUCCGGAAAGGGACCGCCUUCACUCGCCAUCGAUGCUGGCAAAGCCAGUAACGGUUUGGACACUGCACACCCCGGCCAAGCCUGGCCUUCUGCCUUUGGCAAACCCUCUGAACCAAAUACCGUCGGUGUCUUUUCGAAAACAGAAUCCGGCAACAACUCAGGCACAGCCAAACCGAUGUUCGGACAAAGUCCUUUCUCGACCCUUCCCCAAACAGCUGUGGCGGCUUCUGCCAAUGCUACGGGACCGUUCGCAGCGCCACCGUCCAACGCAUUUACAUCCAAGAGCCCUUUCUCCUCGAGUCCCGCUGCAACGUCAGCGGACCAGAAGAGUCCAUUCUCCUCCGCGCCCGUUGCAUCCGAGUCCCCAAAGCCUCCACCCUCGACAUUCAACAACCCCUUUUCAUCGACGCCGUCUGCACCGACCCCUCCUCCUCCAUCUUCUUCACCCUUCUCUAAUCCUUUCUCGCAAAAAGCGCCUCCACCUGCCGCAUCAGAGAAAGCCAACGAGCCUCCCGGCGGUGCAGCGCCGUCCGGUCCAUCCGCUGGAUUCCCUGCUCAACAACCCGUGCCGAAUCUGCCAUCUUCCUCCACGCAACCUCAAGCGCGGGAUAAACCCUUCGAGGCACUACGAGACUCAAACGCAUCUCCGGCACCAUCUGCGUUUCCUUUUGGCUCGGGCACAAGUCAGACGUCGUCUUCACCACUGGCCAAUGCCCCUACUGGCGCACCAUCGUCGUCGCGUAUUGCCCCGCCAACCUUUACAUUCGACCAAACUCCGGCUAUCACCGUAACACCAGCAUCUCCUGCUCGCAAAACUCCGGCUGACGUUUCUGAGGACGGCGCAAAGACUCUUCCUUCAGUCCUGGGCAGUACCACUCAACCCUUGCAGCCACCCGAAUUGCCGCCGCAGUCUGGCCUAAAUCAAGCCGGCGCGAUUCUGAAGCCGGCUGCGCCAUCGGUGGCCCAACCCCCAGCACCGAAAAGGGAUCUUCUGGGAGACUUCACCAAGUGGUUCGCCAAUGGCGACCAAGGUCUUCUGCAAGAAUUCGAAAUCUUUGCGGUGGAACAGAUUGUCCGGCAGACUUUUGAACAAUUCGUCAAAGACGAAGAGGAAAAGAAGCGCAGGGAAGAGGAAGAAAGGGACCUGGCAGAGGCUCGUCGCUUCCAGGUCUACAACCUCCGAGUUAAAUAUUUCUAUCGCUGGAGGGAGAUUGCUCGGAAAUUGCGAGUCAGAAGGCUUCGGCAGAGAGAUCGGGAGCAAUACCGCGCCGCACUCGCCGCCAUGCGCGCCGAAGAGGCAGCGAAGAAGAAGAAGGCGAAGGAGGUGGAGGCAGCCAAAAAGGCGGCAUUGGAACGCUAUCAUGGCAUUGACCCGGUGGAGGAAUUCAGGGAGCUGUUGCACAUGAGAAAGGAUGACGGCUCGCACGACCAUGAGGAGGCACUCCUCGCGAGCGGCAUCCUUUCCGGCGUGGAGAAUGAACGGGAAGCCGUGGCGCGGAUCAUCCGAGACCAGCCCCUUCCGGCUGCGAGGACUACGUCGACACCAAAGAAGACGCCGAACGGCAACGGCACGAGCAACAGCAGCCGUUUGUCUCAGUCCGUGCAGGGGAGCAAGCCAGGCGGGGCCAAAAUCCAAGCUCUCCGGGCGCAGUUCAGCGGAAGCGGUAGCGGUAGCGGCGGCGGCGGCUCCAGCAGCCAUUUCCGCCGUUCGCUCCCUUCCAUGUCGGGGAUCUCGUCGGUCUCGUCGCGCCACUCGUCGCCUGCCGAGGCCCAGCCGAAGCGCAUCAGCAAGGUUUCCGACAGGUGGCGUCUCAAGGCCAUGGGACUGGUCACGAUGCCGGACGGCACCGCUCUACCGGAAGCUCUGGCCAACUCGAUGCGCUAUGAGGGCAAACGGUACGAAGGAUGGGGCUCGUUCGGGCUGGAUGGGGCCACCCAGCGGCAUCGCAGCCGUAGCACGUCGGCGGACCUGGGUCAGGCGGCUGCCGUCCGCGCGCGGUUCUCGCAGUCUCUCAGCGGCAGUGGCGCCGGCGCCGGUAGUACGACUGGAAAACAAACACAAAAACAGGUCAACGACAUGUCGCCUCCCACGUCGAAACGGAAGCGGACCGCCGAGGAGGAGGAAGCUGCGCUGGUCAACGGGUCUGGCGUUACCAAGAGGCGGGCAGCGUCCAACGACAAGGUGGAGAGGAUCUUGCAGGAGGCUCGGGCGACAUUGGGAUCGCUCAGGAGCUCGAGGGCGGAACUGGACGAGUCGGCGGGGUGGUUCCGGGAGCAGAGCGAGAUGAUGCAGGACCAAAUGAGUUGCAGGGAUAGCUCAUGGAGCGGACACGGCUGA